AUAGCAACAAAGUUGAUUCUCUCUUAUUCCAUAUUAUAGCAUUAUUAAUAUGGCUUCAAACCCAGAAGCAUACAAGCCAUAUGGGAAGCAACCCACCAAGGGACAAUGGACCACUGGUCUCUAUGAUUGUUGGGAUGACCCCUCUCAUUGUUGCUUCACAUGCUGUUGUCCAUGCAUCACGUUUGGGCAGAUUGCGGAGAUUGUUGAUGAAGGGACAAUAUCCAAAAAUGCAGCAUGUUGCAUUUAUAUUUUCACACACGAGGGGAUGAAAUGGCUAUAUGGUGCAACUUACAGAUCCAAAUUGAGACGAUUGUUCUCACUGCCACAGGAACCCUACUCUGAUUCAUUUGUUCAUUGUUGUUGUUGCAUUUGUUCCCUCACACAAGAAUACAAAGAACUCAAAAACCGUGGAAUUGAUCCUUCCAUUGGUUGGGAAGGUAACGUUGAGAAGUGGAAGAGGGAAGGCGUAGACCCUCCAAUUGUUCCCACCAUGUCUCGUUGAUUUGAGGACUUGCCAAUUGUUGCCACUAGGUUGUGAAGUUAAUUGUUCCAUUAUUUGAGUUGUUAUGAGUUGAAAGUAUUUGCAUGUGGUGUGUAUACAUUAAUAAGUUGGUGUGUAAAUUAAAUUCGUAAAUGCAUGUAGUUGAUAGCUUAUAUAUAUUAUGCUAAGUUGAAUUUUGGUUUCUUUAUAAGAUCUAUGAGCCUUCUUAUCCAAGUAAAAUAAUAUGAGACAAAAUAACAAUGAGAUGUAUCACUAAGUGAAGGCCUAUAGUGAAAAUUUUAUGAUUUAAGAUUGUUUAUAUAUAGACAAUUGGAUGUAGUUUUAUGUGGAAAGUGAAUAAGUAUAAAAUUCC
Molecule: messenger RNA, 854 nt
Organism: Cajanus cajan (pigeon pea)
Lineage: Eukaryota; Viridiplantae; Streptophyta; Magnoliopsida; Fabales; Fabaceae
Product: protein PLANT CADMIUM RESISTANCE 9
Source: RefSeq, a predicted model, not a curated record